UGUGAUGAAAUUCGAUUGAUUUUCAUAUCAAUAACAUCGCCAAGGUUUAGGGUUAAACAAUGGCGAGCGGUAGUAGUAGUAGAAAAUCUCGAAGACGAAGAAGAUCCGAUGAUGACUCUGCAUCUGACUCCGACUCCGACCACCGCCGGAAAACUAGUCGCCGGUCACGCCGAGAUUCAGAUGAUGAUUCAAGUGACGACAACGUUAAUAGAACUGGAAGAAAGAAGAAAUCUUCCAGAACAAUCACAGAAGAGGAAAUUUCACAGUAUAUGGCUAAAAAAGCUCAGAGAAAGGCUACGAAAGUUGCUAAGAAAUUGAAGACGAAUACAGUAUCGGGUUAUUCCAAUGAUUCUAAUCCGUUUGGUGAUACUAAUCUCAAUGAAAAGUUUGUUUGGCGUAAGAAGAUUGAGCGCGAUGUUACUCAAGGUGUAUCGAUUGAUUCCUUUUCUGUUAAAGCUGAGAAGAAAAGACAAGUGGAAAGGAUGGCAGAAAUUGAAAAGGUGAAAAAGAGGAGAGAGGAAAGGGCACUUGAGAAAGCACAACAUGAAGAAGAAAUGGCAUUGUUAGCUAGAGAACGUGCUCGAGCUGAGUUCCAGGACUGGGAAAAAAAGGAAGAGGAGUUCCAUUUUGAUCAAAGCAAAGUCAGGUCAGAGAUUAGAUUGCGUGAAGGGCGUGCCAGGCCAAUUGAUGUCCUAACCAAGCACCUCAAUGGCUCUGAUGAUUUGGAUAUAGAAAUAAAUGAACCAUAUAUGGUCUUCAAGGGUUUGACGGUUAAAGAAAUGAGUGAACUUCGUGACGACAUCAAAAUGCAUCUUGAUCUUGAUAGGGCAACACCAACCCAUGUGGAAUAUUGGGAGGCUCUCCUUGUGGUGUGCGAUUGGGAGCUAGCUGAAUCUCGAAAAAAGGAUGCAAUUGAUCGAGCUAGGGUGCGUGGAGAAGAACCUCCUGCUGAGCUGCUUGCUGAACAAAGGGGUCUGCAUUCCAGUGUUGAGCCAGAUGUGAAGGACCUUUUACAUGGAAAGACACGUACAGAGUUGGAAGCCUUACAGGCUCACAUUGAGUCAGAGAUGCGUACUGGUACAGCAAAGGUGGUUGAGUACUGGGAGGCCAUUUUAAAACACCUCCACAUAUACAAGGCCAAGGCUUGUUUAAAGGAGAUCCAUGCUAAAAUGUUACGUAAGCAUUUGCAACGUCUUGAGCAACCAUUGGAGGAUGAAGAUAAACCGGAGCGUGCUCUUGACAUGAUACCUGAGGAGGCAUAUACUGAGGAUGAGGAGGAUGAGGAUGCUAAAGUAGUCCGUUCUGCAGAUGAAUCGUUUUCACCAGAGCCCGUUAGAGAGAAUCAAGAAGCUGAAGAUGAGGCUGGAUCAUUUUCACCACAACUGUUGCAUGAUGAUGAAAAUGAGGAAGCUAUUGAUCCUGAAGAGGACAAAGCUAUACUGGAGCGGAAACGUAUGGCUGUAAUGGAAGAGCAGCAAAGACGGAUUCAGGAAGCAAUGGCAUCAAAGCCAGCUCCAUCUGAAGAUAAUUUAGAGUUGAAAGCCUUUAAAGCUAUGGGAGCUAUGGAGGAUGGAGACGCAGUGUUUGGAUCUGGAGCUGAAGUGAGCCUUGAUUCACAGGUUUAUUGGUGGCAUGACAAGUACAGACCAAGGAAGCCAAAGUAUUUCAACCGCGUUCACACUGGAUAUGAGUGGAACAAAUAUAACCAGACUCACUAUGAUCAUGACAACCCACCUCCAAAGAUUGUGCAAGGGUACAAAUUUAAUAUUUUCUAUCCCGAUCUUGUAGACAAGAUAAAAGCCCCAAACUACACUAUAGAGAAAGACGGCAGCAAUGGGGAGACAUGCAUUAUUAGAUUCCAUGCAGGACCACCAUAUGAAGAUAUAGCUUUCCGCAUUGUAAACAAAGAAUGGGAAUACUCUCACAAGAAAGGUUUUAAAUGCACAUUUGAACGUGGAAUUCUGCACGUGUACUUCAAUUUCAAACGCCACCGCUACCGCCGAUAAUUUCAUAUCAGGCAAUGGUUCACUUUCUGUUUAGCUUCUCCUUUUGAUUUGAGCGAAGCUGUAACUUGCUUCCAUUUUUUAUAGUAAAGACGUGUUGACAUCAGAGAUAGAGAUGUCCACAAAAUCGACUGUUUGAAAUGAGGCCAAGAUAAAUUCUAAAGGAGCAUGGAGUAGUAGUAUUGUACUACCCAUGAUUGUGAUUUGAUCUAAAUCUUAUAAAUAUUUUGAUGUAACCACAUACUAGUUAAUUAGUGCAUUCCGUAUGGUAUUCCUUCCUAGAAUAUACUCGAUAAGAAUCUCGAGACGGGUCUCUCCAGCGAGUGAUAGACAGGAAUUACCUAUAGGGAUGGCGAUAGGGUCUGAAUAGAGUACUAUAGCAUUCAUUUUUAUGCAUCCAUUUUAUAGAAUUAUUGCAUAUUCGUA
This is a messenger RNA of Medicago truncatula (barrel medic), 2429 nucleotides long. Its product is annotated as cactin. The record is from RefSeq and is a predicted model, not a curated record. The transcript is spliced from 13 exons. NCBI's taxonomy places the organism in Eukaryota, Viridiplantae, Streptophyta, Magnoliopsida, Fabales, Fabaceae. Gene Ontology annotation, cellular component: cytoplasm; spliceosomal complex. Bases 60 to 2006 code for a protein of 648 amino acids. Gene Ontology annotation, biological process: mRNA cis splicing, via spliceosome. Gene Ontology annotation, molecular function: protein binding.